ACUUUUCACAAAACAUCAUUGGAGGUUUCAAGUCAAGAAAUACCAAGGCAUUUUCUCCUGCCCUUGUGAUGCACUAAUUAUAGCAAAUAUAAUUUUCAAAAUGGAAGACGCCAAAAGCCAAAAUCUGGAGGAAGACUUUGAAAGACAGUCUAUACAUACUGGACCCAAAGGAGUAAUACAUGAUUGGAGAAAGUUUAAAUUAGAGAGUGAAGACAGUGAUUCAACUCUACCUAGCAAGAAGGAAAUUCUGAGACAAAUGUCUUCCCAGGGAAGAAAUGAUAUAGAUUCAAAAGAAAGAUUCAGCAGAAAGAUGAGUACUCAAGAAUAUGAACUAAUCCACCAAGACAAAGAAGAUGAAAAUUGCCUUCGUAAAUACCGUAGACAGUGUAUGCAGGGCAUGCACCAGAAGCUGAGUUGGCCUAGGUAUGGGUUUUUGUAUGAGCUGGAAACUGGAGAGCAAUUCCUGAAAACCAUUGAGAAGGAGCAGAUCACCACCAUCAUGGUUCACAUUUAUGAAGAUGGUAUCAAGGGCUGUGAUGCUCUAAACAGUAGCUUAACAUGCCUUGCAGUAAAGUACCCUAUGGUCAAGUUUUGUAAAAUAAAAGCAUCUAACACAGGUGCUGGAGAACGCUUUUCCUCAGAUGUACUCCCCACACUGCUCAUUUACAAAGGUGGGGAACUCAUAUGCAAUUUUAUUAGUGUAGCUAAGCAGUUUGCUGAAGAAUUUUUUGCUGGGGAUGUGGAGUCUUUCCUAAAUGAAUAUGGAUUGCUCCCUGAAAGAGAGAUGCAUGUCCUAGAACAGACUGACAUGAGGGAAGAUAUUGAAUAAAG
Messenger RNA from Talpa occidentalis (Iberian mole), 831 nucleotides. It is a transcript of the gene PDC, whose product is annotated as phosducin. Gene Ontology annotation, biological process: regulation of G protein-coupled receptor signaling pathway. Lineage: Eukaryota; Metazoa; Chordata; Mammalia; Eulipotyphla; Talpidae. The record is from RefSeq and is a predicted model, not a curated record.